AUGUGCCACUUUCAGGUCUCCUCACACUGCUGGUGGGUUCCAUUUUGUCAUAGGGUGCUGGCAGAUUACGGGCCUCCCAUUGCUGCUGCCAGGCCCGUAAUCUGCCAUGGGCCCCUGUACCGCCUCCUCAUGCUGCUGCCAGGUCCAGAGUGUCUCAUGGGUCCCUGUACGGCCUCCCAUUGCUGCUGUCUCCAUCGCAACACUGUGCCAUGUGCCACUUUCAGGUCUCCUCACACUGCUGGUGGGUUCCAUUUUGUCAUAGGGUGCUGUAUGGCCUCCCAUUGCUGCUGCCUCCACCGCCACACUGUGGCUCCACACUCUGGUUUUGGCCCCGUGACUGCCCAAAUGAGUGAAGUGUGCGGUGAUUCUAAGAUCGACGGCACUCAUCUGCAUGUCAUACUG
This is a messenger RNA of Staurois parvus, 402 nucleotides long. NCBI's taxonomy places the organism in Eukaryota, Metazoa, Chordata, Amphibia, Anura, Ranidae. The record is from the annotation of a GenBank genome assembly.